AUGGUGAAAUGGGCUCGUGCUCAGCUUCUUUACUCCGAUAUGCUUCACAGGGUCGGGCCGCUUCGAAACGAAUUGAGCCGGCUUCAAGCCGAAGUUGCGAAGAAGGAGAAGCAGGGAGAGGAGAUCAAGGCUCGCAUUGGUCAGUUGGAGCAAUCCAUUGCGGCGUACAAGGACGAAUAUGCACAGCUGAUCGGACAGGCCGAGAACAUCAAGGCCGAUCUCAGCACGGUUCAAGAGAAGGUCGAGCGCUCGCAACAACUACUCAGUUCGCUGGGUUCGGAACGCAACCGCUGUACAGGCAGUUCGGACAGCUUCUCGCAGCAAAUGGGCACACUGGUGGGAGAUGCAAUGCUAUCGGCGGCCUUCCUGGCAUACGCCGGCUACUUUGAUCAGCUUCUACGUGACCAUCUCUUCUACAAGUGGGUCGAUCAUGCGCAAAAGGCUGGCAUCAAGUUCCGGGCGGAUCUCGCACGCAUUGAGUAUCUCAGCACGAUGGACGACCGGAUGGCUUGGAAUCGGAACGGUCUGCUUGUUGACGAUCUAUGCAGUGAAAACGCGAUCAUGCUGCAUCGUUUCAACCGCUACCCGCUUGUGAUCGACCCUUCGGGCCAGGCCAUCGACUUCAUCAUGAAGCAGUUUGAGGCAAAAAAGAUCCAGAAGACUUCGUUCCUGGAUACCGCGUUCCGAAAGCAACUCGAGUCGGCUCUUCGUUUUGGAAAUGCGUUGCUCGUGCAAGAUGUCGAGAGCUACGAUCCAAUCCUGAACCCAGUGCUCAACCGAGAAAUUCGCAGGGCUGGUGGCCGCAUCCUGAUCACAAUCGGCGAUCAAGAGAUUAUUCUGUCGCCUUCCUUCGAGAUAUUCCUCUUCACUAGGGACUCAUCGGCCGAAUUCCCACCAGAUAUCUGCUCGCGUGUCACCUUCGUCAACUUCACCGUCACAUCCUCAUCGCUGUCCAGCCAUUGCCUGAACCAAGUGCUGAGGAGCGAGCGACCUGACGUGGACAAGAAGCGAAGCGAUCUCCUGAAACUUCAGGGCGAAUUUGCGGCUCGUCUCCGACAACUUGAAAAGGCUUUGCUCUCCGCACUGAAUGAAAGCAAGGGCAAAAUCCUCGACGAUGACUCGGUUAUUGGAACAUUGGAGAAGCUGAGGACUGAAGCAAAUGAAGUCCAGAAGAAGGCAGCCGAGACGGACCAAGUUAUGGCCGAGGUCGACACGGUCUCGAGCCAAUACUCGCCUCUAGCCGCCGCUUGCUCUCAAAUCUAUCAUGCGCUGCAGCAGCUUGGCGAGGUGCACUUCCUCUACCAAUAUUCGCUCGAUUUCCUCAUUGGCAUCUUCACGAACACGCUUGCAACCGAGGACCUCAGCGGUGUUAGCGACUACAAGCAGCGCCUUGACAUCAUUACACGCGCUUUCAAGACUGUCUAUGGGCGUGUGUCGCAGGGUAUGCUUCAUGCUGAUAAGUCCGUGCUAGCCUUGCUACUGCUGAGAAUCUACGUGAAGGGAUCCGCAAACACUUACGAUGUGCAAUGGAACCAUUUGCUGGGCCGAGGCGAAAACACGAUCAGCACGGUUGAUGAAGGAAAGAAAUACUCUGAGCUUACCUUCCUCACCGCUGGCCAACGCACAGCACUGGCCAAGUUGGCCAAGGUCCCUGGAUUUACCCAAGCGCCCACGAGCGUCUCUUCCAAGGCAAACGAGGUAGCGAAAUGGUUAGUGGAAGAGCAGUCCGAGAACAACGUACCUGUGCUCUGGAACGAGAGCGACAAUAAACUUUCUGAUAUGGGAGCCGCCCUUUACCGCACGAUCGUCAUUCACACCCUACGCGCCGAUCGCCUGCUUGCUUCCGUUCAUCAGCUCGUUGAGACGGUCUUUGGACAGGCGUUCAUGGCCCAGGAUCGAGUCAUCGAUCUAGCGAGGAUUACGGAGACUGAGGUUGAAGACUUGGCUGUUGAACAAGGAAAGGAAGUCACCCCAAUAGCCAUUGGAUCGGCAGAAGGCUUCGAUCAAGCUGAAAAGUCUCUGGUCUCCGCAACCAAUUCCGGACGUUGGGUGUUGUUGAAGAACGUGCACUUGGCCCCAUCAUGGUUGGGACAAAUCGAAAAGCGCCUCCACUCUCUGAAGCCGCAUCCGUCCUUCCGCCUGUUCCUCACCGCCGAAAUCAAUCCGAAGCUGCGAUCAUCGAUUCUACGCACCUGUCGUGUUGUGGUGUUCGAACCAGCCACCGGGCUCAAGGCCAAUCUUUUGCUCUCUCUGACAUCCAUUCCUGCAGCUCGGCUGUCAAAAGCACCUGCCGAGCAAUCUCGUCUGUAUCCGCUUUUCCGCUUCUUCGAGCGGGAGGUUAACCUCGGAGCGAGCCUCCUUGUCGACAUGCGCCAGGAUCUGCAAGAGAUUUUGGACAUCUGCCGAGGCGAGAAGAAACAAACGGACGAGUCACGCGCCCUCGCAGCCUCACUCCAACGUGGUCAAGAAGUGGCCCUGGGCACCCGGCUGCCGCUCUACCUCUAUGGAGACCGUCGUCAUCUCGAUGUCUCCGCCUGCUUCAAAGCCAGCAACGAAGCGGCGAAAAGGAGAUUCCGCGCCCUGGCCGAAAAAGGUGCUGCCAUAUUUUCUUCAUGCGCGUACGAAAAUCAGCUUGAUCUGGAGGCGCAGAUCACAAUCCGUUUUGUCGGCGAGGAUGGGAGCGAAUUGGGCGACGGGGGCAUCGUUCUCCCUUCGGGUGUUUCGGUCGGCAUCCUACAGCAGCUUUGUAACACUCUUCUCGAAUCUGGCGAUGACCCAGUUCCAAUCUCGUUCUUUACUGAAGAAGGGCAUGAAAUUCGCGACACCGUCAACGGUUCACAGGAUACGAUUGAUCAAGAAAAAACCCUAACACUGGUCUAUGCGCCUCAGACUGUUUUCCGCGUGCGAGCAAGCACGAGAUGUUCAUCUUCAAUGCCGGGACAUGGAAAGCCGGUGGUGUCAGCUCAAUUUAGUCCUGAUAGCAGG
Molecule: messenger RNA, 2985 nt
Organism: Mesorhabditis spiculigera
Lineage: Eukaryota; Metazoa; Nematoda; Chromadorea; Rhabditida; Rhabditidae
Source: the annotation of a GenBank genome assembly